UUGGCGCAUAAACGCGUUCAUUGUGUAUUCAAAAAGAAGAUGGAAAAUCCUAUGAAGAAGAAAAUCGAAACUUUGGAAGUACAGCUGGAGCACAUCCGAAUGAUGCAAAUUAAAGCAAAUAUUGCGCGUAUGAAAUAUCGUUCUGUUUGCUCCGAAUUAAAAGAGAAAUCAGUACUUUACGCUUCCUCCUUGAAAAAUUUGGAAGAUGGCAUAAGGCAACAAGAAAACGAGAUCAAACGUUUACAGGGAGUAAAGGAAGAAGCUAUAGAAUUAAAAGACAGCACUCAAGAGACUUUGGUGAAAGAGGAGAUUGAAGAGACAAAUUCCAGCAAAAAACGCGAUUCUAUUAUCAAAGAAUACAGGCAGCGCGUAGCGGAACGACGGAUGGAAUUGGAACGAUUGGAACGUAUGAUAUUUCAUACUCGUCCGCGGGACGAUUUCGAAACACGUGGGAAAAGUCGCGUACAGAUACAAGAGGACAUGAUCAAGGACGAGCUGGCGCGACUGGAGGAGGCGUUCGCCAAGCUGCAGAACGCUACCGGAGUGUCCAGAUCCGAGGAAGUUCUGAACCGGUUUCUGGGUCAGAAGGCGACCAAAGAGAGCCUGCAGAAAAUGCGAACGGCCACGGAACAAGAGAAGAUGGUGUUGGAAAAGAGCAGGCAGGAGCUUAACGCCGAGAUAGAGAUGAGAAAAUUUUCAGAAACCAAGAAUGCCGAACAAAACGCGGAAGUAGUGGCAAAACUCAACUUGCAAAUCAAUGAACAGCGAUCUCGUAGGGAGAGAGCUGAGAAUGCAAGUCGACGAAUCCGCGAGCUCUUAAACGAAGUAACUGGUAUACUAUAUAAACUGUGUGAGAAGUUUCAGGUGAGAGUUAUUAAUUAUAAGUCCGUGGACGACAGACAUGUUACAGAUACUCCUCUCCUUGAGAAUAUUAAAAUGGAUGAUACUUUAGCAAUUAUCGAAUUAUUAAGUAAUAAAGUCAAAUAUGGCAUGGACGUUUUAAAUGCAUCUGACAAAUAUCUUGAAACAAUGGAUGAAACCUUGCUAGACAAGUUAGAAACAUUGUCGAUCGCUACAACCUCAGUAGAAGGCAGAACAAUGCGUGUUAACAGCGGUGGGCCAUUGUUUCCAAGGUUUCUAUCUUGUGCGACUCCGGCUGCUCUUCUGUCGGAGGAUGAGGACGAAGUCCCGUCUCGAAACGCAUUGAAAAGACAAGCGCAGUUGCUCGUUGAUACCAAAAGUCGUCGUAAAGGAUUCGCCUUUAGAAGAUGAAUUGUUUAAAUCGUUCGAACGUAAAAA
Molecule: messenger RNA, 1299 nt
Organism: Trachymyrmex septentrionalis
Lineage: Eukaryota; Metazoa; Arthropoda; Insecta; Hymenoptera; Formicidae
Gene: CCDC151
Exons: 7
Coding region: 40-1272 (410 amino acids)
Biological process (GO): cilium movement; outer dynein arm assembly
Cellular component (GO): cilium
Source: RefSeq, a predicted model, not a curated record